GCUUUUGCUUGCUUUUUUCAGUGUGCUUUGGGAGAGGAUCAACAACCUUUUUCUUUCUCGUGUGAGGUGAGGAGAGAGAGAGAGAGAGAUAGAGAGAGAGAGUGAGAGAGAGCAAUGGAGGGCAAGGAAGAGGAUGUUAGACUAGGAGCAAACAAAUUCACAGAGAGACAACCCAUAGGGACAUCAGCCCAGACUGAUAAGGACUACAAGGAGCCACCACCUGCUCCCUUGUUUGAGCCAGGUGAGCUCAGCUCAUGGUCCUUCUACAGGGCUGGGAUUGCCGAGUUCAUCGCUACUUUCUUGUUCCUCUACAUCACUGUCUUGACUGUCAUGGGUUUCUCCAAGCCAAAUAACAAGUGCACCACAGUGGGUACCCAAGGUAUUGCUUGGGCCUUUGGUGGUAUGAUCUUUGCCCUUGUCUACUGCACUGCUGGUAUCUCAGGUGGACAUAUCAACCCAGCAGUGACCUUUGGUCUGUUUCUGGCAAGGAAGCUCUCCUUGACAAGGGCUUUGUUCUACAUGAUCAUGCAAUGCCUUGGUGCCAUCUGUGGUGCUGGGGUGGUAAAAGGUUUUGAGGGAAACCGUGCAUAUGAGACUUUGGGUGGUGGAGCCAACGUUGUGGCCCAUGGCUACACUAAGGGUGAUGGUCUUGGUGCUGAGAUUGUUGGCACCUUUGUUCUUGUCUACACUGUCUUCUCUGCCACUGAUGCAAAGAGGAACGCCAGAGACUCUCAUGUCCCUAUUUUGGCUCCUCUUCCUAUUGGGUUCGCAGUGUUCUUGGUUCAUUUGGCAACCAUCCCCAUCACUGGAACUGGCAUUAACCCAGCCAGGAGUCUUGGGGCUGCUAUCAUCUUCAACAAAGACCACGCAUGGGAUGACCAUUGGAUUUUCUGGGUUGGACCCUUCAUUGGAGCUGCCCUUGCUGCUGUGUACCACCAGAUAGUCAUUAGAGCUAUCCCUUUCAAGGCCAGGGCCUAAUGUUUUAGCAUCACUUUUCUCCCGGUGUUCUCCUCAUCAUUUCUUUUUAUUAUGUUACUUUGGUUUUUGUCCCUCCAUGUGAAUCUGGGUAUUGGAGUGUUAAUUAUGUGUGUAAAUUAUCUAGUGGUGCUGUAUUAAGCAUUGUGAUGCCUAUUGAAUGCAGAGAUUCUUUUUUACUUAUAA
Messenger RNA from Hevea brasiliensis (rubber tree), 1161 nucleotides. RefSeq names its product aquaporin PIP1-3. The transcript is spliced from 4 exons. Bases 115 to 978 code for a protein of 287 amino acids. The record is from RefSeq and is a predicted model, not a curated record. Gene Ontology annotation, molecular function: water channel activity. Gene Ontology annotation, biological process: transmembrane transport; response to water deprivation. NCBI's taxonomy places the organism in Eukaryota, Viridiplantae, Streptophyta, Magnoliopsida, Malpighiales, Euphorbiaceae. Gene Ontology annotation, cellular component: plasmodesma; plasma membrane; vacuole.